Molecule: messenger RNA, 693 nt
Organism: Pongo pygmaeus (Bornean orangutan)
Lineage: Eukaryota; Metazoa; Chordata; Mammalia; Primates; Hominidae
Product: non-histone chromosomal protein HMG-17-like
Exons: 1
Coding region: 104-502 (132 amino acids)
Biological process (GO): chromatin organization
Cellular component (GO): chromatin; nucleus
Molecular function (GO): nucleosomal DNA binding
Source: RefSeq, a predicted model, not a curated record
GUGAAGAAGAAGAGGCAAGAAUGACCCCCGGACUGACCAAAGCCCGCACGCCACUGCAUCCCGCGACCAGCACCUACCUCCCGCCGCCGUCGCAGCCGCCACCAUGCCCAAGAGAAAGGCUGAAGGGGAUGCUAAGGGACAUAAAGCCAAGGUGAAGGACACACCACAGAGAAGAUCCGCGAGGUUGUCCGCUAAACCUGCUCCUCCAAAGCCAGAGCCCAAGCCUAGAAAGGCCCCUGUAAAGAAGGGAGAGAAGGUACCCAAAGGGAAGAAGGGAAAAGCUGAUGCUGGCAAAGAGGGGAAUAACCCUGCAGAAAAUGGAGACGCCAAAACAGACCAGUCACAGAAAGCUGAAGGUGCUGGAGAUGCCAAGGGAAGUGUGUGCAUUUUUGAUAACUGUGUACUUCUGGUGACUGCACAGUUUGAAAUACUAUUUUUAUCACGUUUUAUAAAAAUGCAGAAUUUUGUUUUACUUUUUUUUUUUUUAAAGCUAUGUUGUUAGCACACAGAACACUUCAUUGUUGUUUUUGGGCAAGGGGCAUAUGUCACUAAUAGAAAGUCUCCAAAGCUGGAUUGAUGUGGAGAAAACACCUGUCCCUUCUAGUUUUGAGAGACUUCCUCUUGGCUCCCAGGAGGAGGGAUUCCCUGACUUUGACACACAUGGCCACCUUGGCACAAAAGCCUUGUGGUAUG